UCAGUAACUUCAGCAAAAGCAAACACCUUGCCGAUCCUGACUUCGGCGCUUUCGUCUUCCUCGGCUUCUUAGGAAAUUCGAAUCCGACUCGAAGCUCCGCAACAACACAUCUCAGAAUCUCCAAAAAUUCAUACUAACUUUAGAUGCCCCAGAUACACACAAUCGAUUCGGUAGUUACAUCUCAGAAUUGUCUAUGCGUCUGUAGUUACAACUGACGUGUUCAGGUUAACUCUCAGCUUGAAUAAGGAUGCAAUUCGCCUAAUUUUGCGCCGAUGGUUAGAUCCUUUGCAGGUGUAUUAUGCUGUUGUAGGCAUUGAGAGUGCAAGUUUGGCUUUAAUGUGCUUUAUUGCUACAUUAUUGUCAUGCACUACUUUGUUUACUGGGUUUAUAACACGGAGGCUGUGCGGAUACUGAUGCUAUGGCAGCAUCUAGUAAGUUCGAUUUAUCUUCUAGUAGCCCAAAUAGGCCAUUAUACCCGCAGCGUGGAUCCCACACUGCUGCCUCAUUGGAUAGAUCGAGUAGCUUUCGUGAGAACAUGGAAAAUCCAAUCCUUUCAGCUCUUCCAAGCAUCUCAAGAAGCAGUUCUGCUGUAACAAGAGGAGAUGUCUUGAACUUCCUCCAAUGCUUGCGGUUUGAUCCAAAGUUGAUGUCCGCGGAGCAUAGAUUGAAUAGACAAGGGGAUUUUAAGCGAGCCACAAGUGUUGUUUUUGGCGUUCCACCGGAUGAUUCUCCAUCUGGUAUCUUAAAAGGCAAGCUCUUGCCUUCUCCCUCGAUGGAGGAGAUCAAACGGCUCAAGGCUGGUCUUCGUGAAAGCUUAACUAAGGCCAGGGGACGUGUGAAGAUCUUCAACGAAGCCUUAUCCGCAAUCAACAAGUGUUUCCCAAGUAUACCGUCAAGGAGGAGAUCCCGAUCAGAAGUUUUGUCUAUUGACAGAUCAAAUGUCUUAUUCCCAAGUGAUCGGUCAGGCAUAGGUAAGAUGGGAGCACAAAGUCAUGCCAUUGCAACUGGUUUUGAGCUUGAGCAGCAAAAACCCGAAGAGAGGACCAAAAAUGUCGGUCCAAACAAACGCACACGAACUUCUAAGGUUGACGCGAGGAUGGAUAUACAUGCAAAUAAUGCAGCUAGGGCACCUGGGAAUAUGAAUAGGGAAGAAUUAAGACUUCCAAAUAGUGUUUCAGCUCAGGGUGAGGAUCGAGCAUUAACUAUUGGCCUUGAUGGUUGGGAAAAGUCAAAAAUGAAGAAGAAGCGUUCUGUGAUAAAGCCAGACAUCUCUCCUAGCACAACGGCUACAAAGCCUAGUGAUUGUUACAGGGAACCUAAACAUGGAAUGCAGCCCAGACUUAUUACUGAUGGCAGAUCAAGGUUGAAUGAUUCUCAUGUGUUCAGGCCAGGAGUUGCUAAUGGAACUGGAAAAGCAGAUGUCAUAUCACAACAAACUGGCUUGGGCAUGCGUUCUUCCAUCCCUAGGGCUGACCAGGACAAUAGUUCACUUGUCCAUGAUAGAAAAGAUCGUCAUACUGGUUCAGACAAGGAAAGGGUUAAUCUCAGAGCUAUUAGCAAGACAAAUGUCCGGGAAGAUUUUAGUUCUGCUAGCCCCAAUUUAAACAUCAAAAUGAGUACAAAUGCUCGGGCUCCACGAUCAGGUUCAGAUGUCAUGCCCAAAUUGUCCCCCAUUGUUCAACGAAUGACUGUUGCUAAUGAUUGGGAGCUUUCUCAUUGUACAAGCAAGCUCCCUGCUGUUGGGGCUAACAAUCGGAAACGCACACCAUCAAAGCGAUCUUCAUCACCACCUGUUGUGCAGUUGGCUGGCCAAAGGCCCCAGAAGAUUUCACGUACCGCUAGAAGAACAAAUUUCGUUCCUAUAGUUUCAAGUACCGAUGAAACCUCUACUUUGGAGACUGUAUCAGAUGUUUCUGGUAUUGAAAAUGCAUCAGGAUUUUCAAGACACUUGUCCAAUAAUUCUCCUCAGCAAGACAAAUUAAAAGUUGACCACUUUUCUACAGCUGCAUUAUCAGAAAGUGAGGAGUCUGGGGCUGCUGACAUUAAAUCUAGGGAUAAGGGUAAGAAGUCUGAUGAGAUGGAUGAGAAAGCUGUCCAGAAUCUUCAAAAGGUGUCAACUUUGGUGCUGCCACCAAGGAAGAAUAAACUGGUCAACGCUGAAGAGCUUGGAGAGGUUGUUCGGAGGCAAGGGAGGACUGGGCGAGGUUUUAAUUCUGCAAGGUCUCCAAUGCCAAUGACAGUUGAAAAGCAUGGCAAUGUAGGUACAGCAAAACAGCUCAGAAGUGCCCGACUUGGUAUUGAUAAGACGGAAAGCAAGGCAGGUCGUCCACCAACUCGAAAACUUUCUGAUCGUAAGACUUAUACACGUCAGAAGCACACUAUGAUAAGUGCAGCAGCCGAUUUUCUUGUUGGUUCAGAUGAUGGGCAUGAAGAGCUACUGGCUGCUGCAAAUGCUGUCAUUGAUCCGACUCAUGGCUUUUCCAGCUCAUUCUGGAGGCAGAUGGAGCCGUUCUUUGGUUUUAUUUCUGAUGUGGACAUAGCCUAUAUAAAGCAACAGGGAAAACUUGGAUCCAGUGCUCCAACACCAACCCCAGUACAUGGAGAUAUAGAUAGCUUCUAUACUUUCGCUAAUGGAUUUUGGUCGAUUGAAUCCGAGAGGGAUACAAAUGAAACAGAAUGUGUUGAACUUGCGUCUAAACAUUUAGUACCAGGUACAAGGAGUCCGAACGAUAUUCCCCUUUGCCAGAGACUCAUCGCAGCUUUGAUCUCAGAAGAAGAAAAUGAAGAGCCUUGCUGCAAUAGAAAUGAAGACAUCAAAUUUGAUGUUUAUGGAUAUGGAUUUGAGCUGGAUGCUGAGUUAGAAUCCAGUACUUUGAAUCACCGUACGUCACGAAACUUACACCUUGCCGGACUUGCUGCUUCAAAUGGUUAUAGGAGAAAUGCCACUGGGAGAGCCCUUAAUGAGCCAGAGCACAAUGUGCUAGAUAAUGGCAUAGUGGCCAUCUCAGAAACAGGGAUUAUUUCAAACUUCAAUCAUUUGCAAAAUGGCUUACUCCCAGACCAACCAAUGUUGCCUGGAAUUGCCUGUUUAGAACUUCAGUAUGAUGAAAUGUCCAUGAAUGAAAGACUUCUCCUGGAGCUUCAGAGUAUUGGACUUAAUCCAGAGCCAGUGCCUGAUUUAAUGCAGACAGGGGAUGAAGAAAUAAAUGAAGAUAUCAGCAGACUGGAAGACAAGUACCAUGAACAGGUUUCCAGGAAGAAAGGUUUACUUGGUAAAUUGUUUAUGUCAGCUUCAGAAACAAGAGAUCUUCAAGAAAAGGAGUUUGAACAGCAUGCUCUUGACAAGCUGGUAGCAAUGGCUUAUGAAAAGUAUAUGACUUGUUUGGGUCCUAAUGCCUCUGGGGGAAAGAGUGUCAGUACUAAAAUGGCCAAGCAAGCUGCCUUAGCUUUUGUUAAGCGGACAUUAGAGCGAUGCCAGAAAUUUGAAGAUACAGGCAAGAGUUGCUUCAGCGAGCCAUUAUUUAGGGACAUGUUCCUUUCUGGGCUUUCACACUUCAAUGAUGCAAAACCAGUGGAUGCUGCUGAUGGUGAAACUGACAAACAAUAUGUCAACACAUCUGGUUGCUCUUUGGAAUUUAGAGUUUCAGCUCCCUUGGAUACACAGCAAAGCCCUUCUCUAAACAACCAUGACAUUUAUUCUUCUAGUGCGCUUCUGUCUGGAAAUCACUCGUCUGAAGAAACUAUUAGUAAAGAAGAUACGUGGUCGAAUAAGGUGAAAAAAAGGGAGUUGUUACUUGAUGAUGUGGGUGGUACAAUUGGUAUGUCUACUGCACCUUCUGUCAUUGGAAGUUCUCUUUCAAGCAGUACAAAAGGAAGGAGGAGUGAGAGGGACAGAGAGGUAAAGGGAAAUGGCAGAGGAGUAUUAUCCAGAAAUGGAACCACUAAAAUUGGUCGGCAAGCAUCAUGCAAUGUUAAGGGGGAAAGAAAACCCAAGACCAAGCCUAAGCAGAAAACAACUCAACUAUCUGCUUCUGUCAAUGGCCACCUUGGCAAGAUAUCAGACCAACCUAAAGCAACAUUGCCUUCAAUUUCAAAGUCAAGUCAGAUGACAAGUGGUAGUGCCAAGGGAAAAGAUGAGUUUAGCUUUGAUGACCCUGAGGCCAUUGAUUUAUCCAACCUGCAACUCCCUGAAAUGGAUGUUCUUGGUGUUCCUGAUGAUCUUGGUGGUCAAGGGCAGGAUAUUGAUUCGUGGCUUAACAUAGACGUUGAUGGAUUGCAAGAGCAUGAUAUCUUUGUGGAUGGCCUUGAGAUUCCAAUGGAUGACUUAUCAGAGUUAAAUAUGAUGCUUUAAAGUUACUUUCUUUGUAUAUUCCUGUUCAUUAUUCUAGAAGAAAUAUAAUUGCAUUGUCAAGAAAUGACCGACUACGUGGAUGGUCGUUUGAGUGUCUAGUCCAUGAUUAGGCUAUAGAUUUUUUACAGAGACUUCUGCAGAAUUUGUUUUCUGAGUGAAUGCUUCAGAUGUUUUGGAUUUUGCCCCUGUUUAAGUUGGUGACUUCGACCAUAAAGAUCGUUUUGUUCAGCAUACAAGGUAGUAUGUCCUAGUCAUUAUAUUUUAGAGAAACCCUGUAUUCUGGUUGUAUAAUUUACAAAUCAGAUAGCAAUGCCUUCUGUACAUAUAUUUUAUGUUUCCAAUAAAAUCAACUUUUUGUUUUUGCAUUA
Cornus florida is the source of this 4719-nucleotide messenger RNA. RefSeq lists its product as uncharacterized. The record is from RefSeq and is a predicted model, not a curated record. The transcript has 16 exons. Lineage: Eukaryota; Viridiplantae; Streptophyta; Magnoliopsida; Cornales; Cornaceae. Bases 419 to 4351 code for a protein of 1310 amino acids.